UCUUACGUAACUCACGGAUACACUGACUAAAACCUAUUUGAAAUGUCCAGUGUAGAGUCACACGUGAAUUUAAAAUCAACCCUUUAAAUCAGUCUUUUAAAAACGCCAUCAACACGAUCUCUAGAUAAAGUUAAUAGUGAUUUCCUGGCGCGUGGUGAAUCUGAUCUAGCCGUCCCACAUUAAAUACUUCCGGGUAUUUCACUACACUCAGAUGUUGGCAUGAUUUGGUUUUGAGUGAAUCAGUUUUUUUUCUGUAUAACUUAAGGCGACAUGGACGAGAGCGUCUUGAAGUGAGCGUUUUUGUUUUUCUUCUUUGAUACCCGAUUGAUACUUUGUGGCUUUGUUUUAUCCAGCCAGAUGUGAGCGUGUACAUUUGUUUGGCCAUGUCCAGAUGUUGAUCUCAAGCGGAUUGGUAAUCCAUGGGAUUAAACGCCGCUGCUGUGUGAAGUGCUGUGUUGUGUAUUAACGUCCUCGUCAUGAAACGCAACGUUUUCUUUCUGGCGUCUUUUUUCCUGACGGAAUGCUCAAGGAGACACAUUAGGGAUGUCCUAGACGACGAGUACGACCAGCUCAGCUCAUUGCUGUCAGACUUUGAUGUUCUUCAGCUGUCCAGUCUUCAACAGCAUUCGGUUCGUAAGAGAGACGUCCAGUCGCAAACGCAUGCAGAAAGACUUCUCGGUUUCACUGCAUUGCAGAGGCAUUUCAAAUUGUACCUGACAACCAACACAGAGCUCUUCACCCAUGACUUUAAGGCAGUGAUAGUAGGAGAGAAUGGCGCUCAAGAGAUGUACGAGGUCCAGAGAGAAAACUUCUUCACUGGCCAUGUCAUUGGAGAGGAGAAUUCCAGAGUACAAGCACAUAUCGGCGACAAUGACUUCAUUGCUCAUAUUCUUACUGAUGAAGCGGAAUACAACAUUGAGCCACUGUGGAGGUUUAUGGAAAACCCUCGUGACGAUCGGCUGCUCGUAUAUCGCUCAGACGACAUCAGGAACGUGAGCCGGCUGGCAGCUCCAAAAGUGUGCGGUUACAUCAGUGCAGAUGCCAGUGAGAUACUUCCAGAAAGUGUGCGAGCAGCCAGAGCACUAUAUGAAGAUGAAGAGGAGGAGGAUGAGCACCUGAGAGAGAGAAGGCAGACGCAUGACCACAGUAAGAACACCUGCCCUCUGCUGCUUGUGGCCGACUAUCGUUUUUUCAAAUACAUGGGCCGUAAUGAGGAGAGCACCACCCUCAACUACCUGAUUGAGCUGAUUGAUCGUGUUGAUGACAUCUACCGUAAUACAACUUGGGAUAACGAGUUUAAAGGUUAUGGAGUUCAGAUUCAGCAGAUCAUAAUUAACAAGACACCCACAGAAGUAGAGCUGGGAGGUGCCCACUUCAACAUGAAAGGGACUCCUGUGAAGAGCAAAAAUGUCUGGGACGUCAAGAAGCUCCUGGAGCAAUUUAGCAUUGACAUCGCAGAUAAUGCAUCCAAGGUGUGCUUGGCUCAUCUGUUCACAUAUCAGGAUUUUGAUGAAGGCACACUCGGCUUGGCGUACGUGGCUCCUUCCAAACCAGGCUUUCCUGGAGGUCUUUGCUCUGAGAAGUGUCCUUCAGGAAAUGACAACCGUGCUAUACACCUCAACACUGGACUAACCAGCACUCAAAAUUAUGGGAAAACCAUUCUCACCAAGGCAACGGACUUGGUUACGACCCAUGAGCUUGGCCACAACUUUGGUGCCGUUCAUGACCCAGAUGAUAUGCCGCACUGCGCGCCCAGAGAAGACCAGGGGGGCAGAUACGUAAUGUACCCCAUUGCAGUGAGCGGGGACCACUCUAACAAUAAAUUGUUUUCAACCUGCAGUAAGAACGCCAUAGCAAAGACACUGAAGGCCAAGGCCUCCACCUGCUUCAGAGAGAGGAACAGCAAUGUGUGUGGAAACUCACGGGUGGAGGAAGGUGAGGAGUGUGAUCCCGGACUGCUCCACCUCAACAGCAACCGCUGCUGCACGUCAAACUGCAAACUGCAGCCCAAUGUGCAGUGCAGUGACAGGAACAGUGCAUGCUGCAAAGACUGCAUGUUUGAGAAGCAGGGCAAGAUGUGUCAGGAGCCAAUGAAUGCCACUUGCAAGGGUAGCUCUUACUGUACAGGACACAGCAAUGAGUGCCCUCCUCCAGAGAACCUCCCUGACGAGACCAUCUGUGUGGACAAUGGCCGGUGUCUGAACGGAGAGUGCAUCCCGUUCUGUGAAGCUGUGAAGAACCUGAAGUCGUGUGCAUGCAAUGAGACAGUCAACUCUUGUAAGGUGUGCUGCAGGGAUAAGAAUGCUGUUUGUGCUCCUUAUGUGAAUGACAAGGGUAACCACCUCUAUCUGCGGAAAGGCAAACCCUGCACUGUGGGCUUUUGUGAUGGAGUGGGCAAAUGCAAUAAACAAGUCCAGGAUGUUAUUGAGAGGUUGUGGGAUUUCAUUGAGAAGUUGGACAUCAAUACUUUUGGGAAGUUUCUGGCUGAUAACAUUGUUGGCUCAGUGGUGGUCUUUUCACUGCUUUUCUGGAUCCCUCUCAGUAUUCUGGUCCAUUGUGUGGAUAAGAAACUUGACCAUCAGUAUGAAUUGAACACAAAAUCACUCUUCUACCCCAGUAAUGCAGAGCUCCUGAGCAGUCUAGAAUCAGCCUCAGUGCGGAUCUUCAAACCACCCACAUCCUCAGGCUCCUCUGCAGUGCCACGCUUCCAGACGUCUGGACCUCUGCAGACCAGCACACCCCCUGUCUCCAUCUCUCAGGUGGCUCCAGCUCCAACUCCAACCCCAACCCCAACCCCAUAUCCUCUCCCUACAAUAGAGCCCCAACGCAUGGCCACCAUCCAAGAAGAUCCCAGCUAUGAUUCCCACCUGGAUGAACAAGCCCUGGGAGAAGACUUCCCUACUUCCGGCUCAGCGUCACGCUCCUUUGACGAUCUGACAGAGAACCGAGAGAAUGCCAUGUCCUUCAGAGUAAAGAGACAUGGACGGAGUAAUAGCAAGGAGACUGAAUGUUAAGUGCAAUUGUAUAAAUUAAUGGUGGAAAAAAUGUGACUAUGAUUGAAGAAUAUUCUAAGGGAAUAUGAUUGGGAAUGCUCAAAGUUGAGCAGCACAAGCGAUACAUAAUCAUUGAUCUGCAAUGUGUGCUAACAGCACCAGUAUUAAAAAUAAUAAGAAUGCAGUAUGUUUUAAAGGGAUAUUUUACUCCGUAUACUACUCCUGUAACUGGAUCACU
Carassius carassius (crucian carp) is the source of this 3231-nucleotide messenger RNA. RefSeq names its product disintegrin and metalloproteinase domain-containing protein 17-like. Lineage: Eukaryota; Metazoa; Chordata; Actinopteri; Cypriniformes; Cyprinidae. Gene Ontology annotation, cellular component: plasma membrane. Gene Ontology annotation, biological process: Notch signaling pathway; membrane protein ectodomain proteolysis. The coding region runs from base 477 to 3014 and encodes 845 amino acids. The record is from RefSeq and is a predicted model, not a curated record. Gene Ontology annotation, molecular function: metalloendopeptidase activity. The transcript has 19 exons.